GGCUAGGCGCGCACGCGGUCGCAAGCCGGCUCUCGUCGGUGCUGUCGUGUCGUGUAAGUCACGCUGUCGUGUCGUGACGCCUCAACCGAGUUGUCAUUGGUUUUAUAUUAGAUUGAAGAGAGAAGAUGAGUCGAGGAGGAAACUAUAUACAAGAGCCUGUAGUCACUCUUCUCAACAACAGACUGGAAUCUAUAGACUAGACAAAGAAGAAUCUACGUGGCUCGAGCCCCAAUCUAACAAAACUAUAUCUAACAGACUAGAAGUUACAAAUAAAAGUUAUAUUACCAUGGACCUAAUACCAAAGAAGGACGUGAAAUCCGAGGAAUGGAAGCCAAACAAGGAGGAUUCUUUCCCGACUUGGCAUAAAGUUGGAAAAGUGAAAUCCAUGUUUGUGUAUCCACUGUUAAAAGGCGUUGCGGAGAGCGUUACAUCAUGCGGUAUUUAUUGCAACCAAAUAUGUGGAUAUAAAAAUAAAUUUCCAGUACUAAAUCAUAUGUUUGUAGUGUACGAUGAAGUGACCAAUGUAAUUUAUACGAAGAAUGAAAUACCAAAGUUCAAAACGUUUACAGUCUCGUUCUUGGAUAAAAAUGCAGUAGCACUAAAAGGACAUUCGAAUUCCAUAGUCUUGAUUUUACAACACAUCAUGGCUGAUGGAAAUAUUAAGACGUGUAUGACGUCGUUCUCUAAUAAAUUUUUAGUUUUUGUACAAGUCUUAGAUUGCGGCGACGCAAUAGCCGAAUGGCUUAGAAACUACACCAAUAACAAUCAUUUACGCUUGGGAUACAUAUUCAAUCUAGAAUUACAAAAUACAAAGUUAGAAGAAACUACGAAUCAAUUUAAGAAGUGGAACAUGGAUAACAAAAGUUAUAAGGAUUUUAUGAUGCCUUUCGAAUGUGUUCCGCCUUUAACGUUAAUAUCGUCUGAAACGUUUGACGAAAUAGUCCGCACAUGUUCACACGAACAGUUACAACAAUUAAGUCCAAAUAUUGUUAUUUCGUCGACUGAUGAAAAACCAUUCAAUGAGAAAAAGUGGCAGAAAAUUAGAAUCGGUGAUCACGUGAUCGUCAAUAAUAUCAAUAAUAUCAAUCUGAAAGACAGACCGAUAUCGCAAAUUAACUUGAAAGACACGCCCAUAGAUAUGAAAUGGGAAUUGGUAUUAUUGCAUUGCGAAGUACUGUUCUCAGGAAUUGUAGAAAAAGGCGAUGAAGUAUUCGCCCUCUAUGCCUGAAGAUGAAAGUUAGAAAAUUUCUUCCAGAUGUUUUUAUUUUAUUUUUUUGAUUUCCCGAAUUUGUAAAUCUGCCAUAGACUAACGAUCUUCAUUGCACCCGGCGUAAACAAUAAUCGAAAUGACGUUAUUACAAAUUAAAAUCUCCAAGACUUAAAAGAACUUUUAUUUACCGUGUUGAUAUUCAAAGAUAAAUCGCUCGCUUACAUACCCGCUUCUUCGUGAGAUAUGAACAACAUGCUCAGAAAUAAAUAGAAAGCAUAAUAUAUCAGGUAAACAUGUAGUUCGACCUAUUGCUUGCGUCCGUUACACGAGAUUUGCGUAGCAGGUAACAUUUCGCGGGUGUCAACCGUGUGAAUAAAUACAAAUCGUUGCGAUAGAAGAAUCGGUCCGAUCAUAGAUCAAUUAUUUCUUCAGUUUGUUCUAAAAAUUUGGUCGAUCAAAGAAGGUAUAAAUCGUAAAAUCGCGGAGGAGCCACGUUCGAUAAAUUAAGAAACGGCAUUGUCGGUAGGAUAUCGCAACUGAUAUUUCAUAAAUAAGAAAGUGCGUGAACAAAGCGGCCCAGGUAGCAAAACUUAUGACACAUCUUAAGGUAGUUUUAUCGCUAAAUACUGUAUUUUCAAUGACGCAUUAAGAGGAGCACUAAUUUGUCAAACAAAAUUAUUUAUUAAACUUACUUAUUUCUUAAACAAAA
Odontomachus brunneus is the source of this 1919-nucleotide messenger RNA. RefSeq names its product mitochondrial amidoxime reducing component 2-like. The transcript has 7 exons. The coding region runs from base 287 to 1228 and encodes 313 amino acids. NCBI's taxonomy places the organism in Eukaryota, Metazoa, Arthropoda, Insecta, Hymenoptera, Formicidae. The record is from RefSeq and is a predicted model, not a curated record.